AUGAUGUCUGUGGGGCGGCCCUUGUCGCUGCGUGGACCGAGGGUCCUCCGAGGGGCCAGCAACAGCGCACCUUCCCACGAAUCCCGCCCCUCCGAGCUGCCUGGAGGUCCCGCCCCCGGCGGAACUCGCGGUUGCUGGGCAACCGGUGCGGGCGCCGCCGGCGGGCUCUGCGCUCCCUGGAGCAACCCGAGUGCAGCUCCCACCUCUUGCCCUGGCGACUUCCCUUCCCGCCCGCUUCCUUUCUUGCCGCGUCUCCUUGUGUCCUGCAGUCCCUGCCCUUGGCACCACGUAAACCUCUCCGGCUCCCGCGACGCCUUAGCGCCCACCUGCUUCCAAGCCAAGUUCCAUCGAAAACGAAGUGCUUCGAGCCCAGACGUGGUGUCCACGCUGACUGACCGCGCCUCUCGGACCAUGGGCACCUUCACCUACACCUACACCAGCCGGCCGCGGGCCCCGCCCUGCCAGCGCCGCCGUUAUCGGGACCAGGUGUUGCAGCCAGCUGAUGAACCUAUGCCGUAUGGAAAUAUCAUGUAUGACAGAAGGGUGAUCCGAGGCAACACUUAUUCUCUGCAUGCAGAUCCGUCGCUCGGGCAGCACAGUGAUGAAUACAUCCAGAGAAAUCAGCAGACUAAGAAGAGGACUCUUGCCAAAAAACGAACCCAGGAACAGCUCAGACCGCGCACGCCGGAACCCGUAGAAGGCAGGAAGCACGUGGACGUGCAAACAGAAUUAUACCUUGAAGAAAUUGCUGACCGCGUAAUAGAAGUUGACAUGGAAUGCCAAACAGAUGCAUUUUUGGACAGACCACCAACACCACUCUUUAUUCCUGCCAAAACUGGCAGAGAUGUGGCCACCGAAAUACUAGAAGGAGAGCUCUUUGACUUUGAUCUUGAAGUUAAACCAAUGUUAGAAGUUCUAGUGGGAAAGACCAUUGAGCAGGCGCUCCUGGAAGUGAUGGAGGAGGAGGAGCUGGCCAACCUGCAGGCCAGUCAGCAUGCAUAUGAAGAGCUGCGCAAUAUGGAACUUGCGGAAGUUCAGAGACUUGAAGAGCAGGAGAGGAGACACCGAGAGGAAAAGGAGCGGCGGAAGCAGCAGCAGUGGGAGGUGACGCACAAGCACAAGGAGACGUCGCAGAAGAUCGCCUCGCGCGCCUUCUCGCAGCGCUACCUGUCCGACCUGCUGCCCUCCGUGUUCGACAGCCUCAGGACGGCUGGCUACUUCUUCGACCCCGUGGAAAGAGAUAUUGAGCUAGGCUUCCUUCCAUGGCUGAUGAAUGAAGUUGAAAAAUCCAUGGAACACAGCACGGUGGGGAGGACAGUGCUUGACAUGUUGAUUCGUGAGGUGGUUGAGAGGAGACUGACGAUGUAUGAACAUAAGGAGGACAGACCACCCGAGGACGGACGUGCUUCUGGAGGGAUGAGAGACCCACCGAUGGGCUAUGAAUUCCAGGAACAAAACACAUCGCAUUCACAGAGGUCACUUCUGAACACAGACUCCCCGAAAAGAUCCCCAUACAAUGGAAGAUACACAGAAAGUGUAUCAUCCCAAGAAAGGAAGCUAAUGGAAGAAGAAGAAGAAGAAGAACCCAUAGAACUGAAGAGAUCCUUAGGGAGGGAAGGACAGUCACAGCAGGGAGCCUGGGACCGGUGAAACCCUCACAGCCCCUCAGCAGUGCACGC
Molossus molossus (Pallas's mastiff bat) is the source of this 1679-nucleotide messenger RNA. It is a transcript of the gene RSPH3, whose product is annotated as radial spoke head 3. The record is from RefSeq and is a predicted model, not a curated record. NCBI's taxonomy places the organism in Eukaryota, Metazoa, Chordata, Mammalia, Chiroptera, Molossidae. The transcript is spliced from 9 exons. Gene Ontology annotation, cellular component: cilium. Bases 1 to 1650 code for a protein of 549 amino acids.